UUCUAAUUCAUCAAACUGAACUCAACUUCAUCAUUCAAGAAUCAAAUCAAAUCAAAUCAACUAUUCAAUCAAUCAAGAAAAAGUAACAAAGAUGGAUAAAGAAGUAACGAAAAUGGAUAAAGACGAAUCAAAAAUCGAUAAAAGUACCCUCCAAACGUCAACUCAACAUCAAUCUGAUCAAUUCUUCAUUAUUUUCGGUGGAUUGGCUUUAUUACUGCUUCUCAUCAGGCUGGGCCCGCUUUCUGCCUUUCUUUUGAUUGCAGUUUCAUUCCUUUUCUCUGCUUUACCUGAAUUCCGUUCAAUCGUCGAUAGCACUCUUGGCCGUUCACCUCCAUCUCAAGAUCGUCUUCGAGCUACUUUUCAAUCCAUUGCUAAUCUCCAUGACUCAAUUGAAGCCGGUCAUUCAUCUUCAGUUCAUCAGUCUAGCAACAAAUGUCUUACUCUACCCGUCGCCUCUCCUGAUCUUUCUCAAAUACCUCCCGAAAUCGUGACUGCCUUUAUGCCUCUGAUUGAUAAUGUUAUGCAUGAUUUUAUUGAAUCUUGGUAUCUCAAACCAACUAUAUCCACUGGUGAUCAUACCUUUCUUAAUCAUCUUCGAUCAUCAUUUCAACAUAUCUUAGUCAAUACGUAUCUAAAGAUCUCAUCAAAGUCAAGCAAAGAGACAUUAGUCUAUCUCGUCGGUUGUCUUGCCAUGAAUCUUGUUCGUCACAUUCAUGAUCCACCUUCAUCCAACUCUUCUUGGGAAUCCAAACAAGCUCGCAAGUCUCAGAGAACACUUCAAGUUCGUCGAAUCUCGGAAGAAAUCCUACUUACUCUUGGACCGCUUCCUAUCACUGUGUCUCCGAUCAUCCUCAGCUUGCUAUCAGAAGUUUUGACCGUUCAACUCAUCUCGGGUGUCAACUCACUAGAUGACGACUGGUUCAAUCGAACCAUUAUCACCUACUUGGGUCCUGUAACUCCUACACUGAUCCCCGCCGAAUCGUCCUCUGAGGUGGAAUCUUCACGCUCUUCGAUCUCGUCAAAUCCUACUGAAAAUGUGCAUUUCACAAGUGCAUCUUCAAAUACUCGGUCUUCACCACUGUCCUCUCCAGUGGAAAACUCUGUUCCUUCAGUUGAGCCAGAAGAUAGCUUAUCGAUCACUGGGCAGAACCUCUUAAACCUUUACUUGAAAUCAACUCCGGACUUACUCUCCAAUGCCUCUGCCCGUCUUCCUGAUCCCAUCCCACUACUAUUUCAAAUCACACCGAUAUGGUCUCCGAAGCAAUUGUCAAUGAAUUCACCCACAACCGCUUCUUUGCUAAGGCUUCAGCAGUCUUCACAUCACGCGCCCACAGCUGAACCGUUUACCAAUUCACAAAACCCCAAUGUUCAAAGCUUGGUCAAGAUCUGGACACACCUUGACUCAUUCCGAAGAAUCAGUCAAAUCACUGAACUGGAAACCCAAUUGAUCAAGAGUGAUGCAAUCUCUCUUCUAAGCUCGUUGAUUGCCCCUCUUGACCAGGCCAUCAAUGCACUCAUCGAUCAAGAGGAGGAUCAAGCCACGCGUCACACUUUACUCAACACCUGGCAAUUCGUCGUGGUAGAAACUCUUAGAAGACUUGAAGACGCUAAUAUCAAUGGUGCCUUGAUAUUCCAGAAUAUGCAAGACUGGGUUCUCGACCGAAUACAACGGAUUGAGACUGAUGAACCUGACUCGCAACAUCUAUCGGUCAAUAACAUGAAAGAUCCGGUACCCAAGCCCCAUAACCUUUCCCGUAACGGACCAACAGGCCAGGAGACUCGUGAAGAACGCAUCUCGUAUAUGACCAUCCCACAUGUGCCUUCUAUGGUCAAUUCCUCCAAUUCAACUUCUCCGCCUAGGUCUCAAACUCUUCCUAACCGGUCAGAAGACAUCUCGUUUAGCCGUCCCAUCCAUUCUGAAACCACCAACGGCCGUCACCAGUCUUCGCCGUCUCCUUCUACCCCACCAGCAAAUUUUAGUGAAUCUCCUCCCUCUAACCUUCAACAUGGUCGAAUACCUUCUCAACCCCCGAUGUCGCCACUUCGCAAUCACAGUUCGUUCAAAGAUGUCCCAGAGGAAGGCGAUAUGGCUGAUGGCUUUUCAUUUGACGAUGCAAAUGAUAUAGCAGAAAAAGAUCAUCAACCUUCUCCUCAUCACUCACUAAAAAACUCGCAUAUUCUAUCGCAAGCAACACGAUCGUAUUCAUCAGAUGCUCAUAUCACGCCUCAGUCAAAUAGGCUUUCAUCUCAAUCCCACGAAAGAGCCUCUACCGAGUCUCAAACGGCUCCACUAUCCACUUUCAGCGUCUCUGUGACUGAUAUAUCAUGUCCUACCGCGUUUGAUCCGAAGGGAUUGAUUAAAACUAAACGGGACCUCGAAUUUAUGAUUGCUGUUGAAGUUUCAGGCGUACCUGGAUUCAUAGUGACAAGAAAAUGGACCGAAUUAGAAAAGAUGGAUGUAGGAAUCGGUAAAUUAAGAUUGAUAGGAUUAGGCACCAAAUCAUUUCCCAGAGCAUUAUUACCGACAAAUUUGAAUUUUAAAACAAGUGAUCAUCUUGUAAGAGAAAUUGAAGGAUAUCUAGCACAUCUUUUAAAUCAUGAAAGGUAUGCCGAAUCAUUACCAGUAUUGAAUUUCUUUGCAAAAGAAAGAUCAGGUUCUACUAAUAAAGGAGGUUUAAUUAAUCCAUUGGGAUUAGGUAGUCUUCAAUCUACUUGGGAUACGAUUGGUAAAGGAGUGGUUAGUGUGACUAAACCUGUUAAUAUGGCGGGUCAAGGAUUAAGUCAACUUUCAAAAGGAGUAUUGGCUGGUUUACCAUUUGGAAUGACUCAUCAGAAGGAUACUUUACCAACGGAUGAUGAAGGUCUUAUGAAAGUUAAUCAUGUUGAGCCCCAACAACAACCGCCACCACCACCACCACCAUCGAAUAGAGUGAAUUUUCAAGACAGACUCAAACGGUUUUCUAUUUCUGCUACUAGUUCUUCUGCUUCGACUUCUAACUCGUCUUUAGAUUCACCUCCUUCUAUUCCUGAACAAUCACAACAACAAGUUCAACUUACUGUAUUGUACCCAAAUCCAGACUCACCUCACUUGAUCUCGGAUAGUGAGCCUACUCCUGUUCAAUCAUCACAUACUGUUCCUGAGGCAGUGACACCUACCAUGGGUAAAGGAUAUGAGUUUGAAGAGAAAGAAGCAGAACCAAAAGCUUGUGCUACUCCACCUGGCAAACCUACCAUUCCUGGACCACCUUCCACCAUCAAAGCGGAUUCCACCAAAGCGGAAAAAGAAUGUGUUGAGAAGACGAGUUAUACUGCGAAUUUGGUCGAAAAGUCAAACGCUUCAAGAAAAAGAGACGCAUACUAUUUAUGGACAGAUGGUCUGAGUUUUGCUCGUUAA
Molecule: messenger RNA, 3394 nt
Organism: Melampsora larici-populina 98AG31
Lineage: Eukaryota; Fungi; Basidiomycota; Pucciniomycetes; Pucciniales; Melampsoraceae
Exons: 3
Coding region: 92-3394 (1100 amino acids)
Molecular function (GO): phosphatidylinositol binding
Source: RefSeq, a predicted model, not a curated record